AGCAGUGUAGACACAACAGACCCUGACGACGCCGAGGCGGAUAAAUGGGCCUCGGUCCCGGCGAGCUGAUGAGUACAAGAGGCAAGGAACUAUGGUCAGCAGAGUGUUAUAAAGCCGAAACUUGGCCCACACGUUCUCACAAAGGACCACUGCAAAAUGUGUUCAAGAGGUUCCGACCCGAUUUAAAAUAUUAUUGCAGAGUGUGUUGACUUCAUUUAGAAAUAUCUUGCACUACAAGUGAAGCAUUAUGGCCCCCAUGCAGUCACGUCAACAGAAGACUGAGGAAUCAAAACUGUCUAUCUGCCAUGACCAGGAAAAGGGACAGUUUUCAAAUUUAAGCAAGCUCCUGAAACAUCUCCGCGGAAACGUGUUGCUGAUAGCAACAAUUCUAUCAGUGUUUCUUGGGGUGACUAUUGGGCUUCUGUGUCGGCAAUUCAAGCCCUCAGCAGACACCAUUGCCUUGGUGGAGUUUCCCGGAGAAAUAUUCAUGAGGAUGUUGAAGAUGUUGAUGGUGCCCCUGAUAGUAUCAAGCAUGAUUACAGGUGUUGCGGGCAUGGACAGGCAAACGUCAGGUAAGAUGGGACUUUUCACAAUCGGGUAUUACAUUUCCACCACUGUCAUUGCCAUCAUCUUAGGAUUUGUCCUUGCGUUCUCCAUCAAACCUGGAAAUAUCGACUUCACCUCAGCGAACGUCCGCACUUCUGAAGACGUUCGUCAACCAUCUUCGAGGGAUGUUUUCUUGGACCUUGUGAGGAACCUUUUCCCCGAUAAUCUAGUGCGUGCAGCAUUCCAAAGUAGUGGUACAGUUUAUACACAGAAAGAGACAUCACAGGAAAAUAUAGACGGAAACGAAACAGUCCCUUACACCAUUGGAGCUGAUGUAUCAACAAACGUAACACAUGAAAUGGAGACGCAUGAAAAACAUGAAAACAGUCUAACGUGGGUGGGUAAACUUGCGUACAAGCCUGGAGUAAACACUAUCGGCCUGUUGGUAUACUGCUGUGUGUUUGGAGCCAUACUCGGGAAAAUGGGCAAAAGCGGCAAAGUUCUCCUUAAAUUCUUCAGUGGUGUUGCCAUGAUCACAAUGAACAUGGUCAGCAAAGCAAUGUUGUACUCGCCAAUCGGAAUACUCGCUCUGAUAGCUGGGAAGAUUCUGGGUGUAAAAGAUCUGGCGGUGACUGCUCAACACCUUGGGAUGUACAUGGUCACUGGCCUGAUUGGUCUCUUUAUCCACGCUGUUAUUGUAAUCCCGCUGAUAUAUUACAUUCUAACAAGGAAGAAUCCAUUCAGAGUGACCCUAGGAAUACUUCAAGCUCUUAUCACUGCUUUUGGAACUGACUCAAGUUCAGCUACACUCCCUGUGACAAUACGCUGUUGUGAAGAGAAGUUAAAGAUUGACAAGACAAUCACCCGCUUCAUGCUGCCAAUUGGAGCUACCAUUAAUAUGGAUGGGGGAGCAUUGUUCCAAGUCAUCACUCCUCUCUAUUUAGCUCAGCUCAGCAAGAUCAACCUAGAUUUUACACAGAUGCUAACAUUAGGUCUUGCAGCAACUCUGGCCAGUAUUGGGGCAGCAGGAUUACCGGGCAUAGGACUCAUCAUCACAAUGAUGGUCAUGUCUUCCGUGGGACUACCCAUUAACAACCUGUUCAUGAUACUGGCUGUCGAUUGGUGUUUAGGCCGCAUGAGAACAAUGACAAAUGUUAGUGGUGACUGUAUGGCAGCUUCAAUUCUCCAGCAUAUUUUCAAACCUGGCGCGGGACGGGAUGUACCCAACAAGAAUGAUGGAAACGGAGCAGCGCCAGAAGACGCCGCGAGAAUGAUGGAAGACCAUGAUGUUGUCUGAAAAACAGAAGACCCUUCCAUGGAUUUCAAUACAAAUGCGUAAAAUCAUCUUCUGGUGUCGUGACGAAAGACAUUACAAUAAUUUCUUAAAAUUGAAACGCAGUGUCAGUAUUGGCAGUCCACUCUCCCUUGUCGAGCCCUUGCUCUAUGGGUUAUACAACCAUAUGGUGAAUGAAACCUCUCACCUCUCCUGUCCUUCAAGAGCUGAUUCCGUUGAGUGGGUUCCAGCGCUGUGUUGAAAGUUGAAUUGUAUUUCUUUACAUGAAAUAAAUCAAUGUGUCUCAAUAGUU
This is a messenger RNA of Haliotis rufescens (red abalone), 2132 nucleotides long. Its product is annotated as excitatory amino acid transporter 3-like. The record is from RefSeq and is a predicted model, not a curated record. Gene Ontology annotation, biological process: L-glutamate transmembrane transport. Gene Ontology annotation, molecular function: neutral L-amino acid transmembrane transporter activity; glutamate:sodium symporter activity; L-glutamate transmembrane transporter activity. Bases 248 to 1843 code for a protein of 531 amino acids. Lineage: Eukaryota; Metazoa; Mollusca; Gastropoda; Lepetellida; Haliotidae. The transcript is spliced from 12 exons. Gene Ontology annotation, cellular component: plasma membrane.